UGUAUAUGUUCCUGUUUUUUUAUUUCUUUGUAAUAAUUUUAUUUUUGUGUACAAAAUAUAUAUUUGAAUGUCCAUACAUACACGUACCAUAUAUUCGAUCGUUAUCGGUUAACAACGAUAUUUUUGAAAAACGUUCUUUUAAAAAGUUUCACAUUCUUUACCAGUCAGUGUGAUUCCUAUUGAACGAUUUAAUCAUAAAUAAUUGUGAUUGUUAGUGUACUAUUAUUGUAACAAUUAAUUGUGAAAGUGUUCCUUGUGGUGGAGAGUCGCAGUUAAGAUAAAAAUUUGCAGCUCGAUCGGAAGGCGAGUAUUUAUAAAACGUUACAAUGCCCCCGAAGAUGAGGGGGACCGAAUCACUGAAGCCAACCCAAUCUCUGCGGCUUCUUCAACAAGAUUUGGGCGGGCUCAAUGACCGAAUCAAUUUAACGGCACAAACACACAAUCUAAACACCACACAAAUACAGAACACUACGUACACACUAAAACCCGUCAACUCUCAAUCACUCUUUGCUAACCACAACAAAAAAAUUAAACUUUCACACUCACACCAAUCAUCAAAUAUAUCUCUCACUCAAAACACUUAUAGACAGCCAGCACAAACUCAAAAAAACACAUCAUUCACUCAACACGUUCGCAAUACACAACCAGCUCAAUCCAACACCUCACUUACAUCCACAAGCCUUUCUUUCACACACGCAAUUAAUCAACAACAGCUACAACACCACGACUUAGUACCAUUUACAACACUCACACGACAACCGUCUUUCUCCGUCAACGUCACUAGACCAGAACCAGCGGACGAAUGGACGGACAAACAAACAGUGCUCGAAAUUUUGAGGGAAUUGCAGCAAAACGUCCAGAAGGUCAUGGAGAGCCAAAAAGAUCUCCAAAAAAUUCGGGAUACCCAGGAGUAAGAAAAUUUGUGAAUAAUAUAUUUUUUAUAAUUAUUAACUUGACUCAAAAUUCAUGUAAAUUUUAAUUUAGAAAAAUACA
Phymastichus coffea is the source of this 993-nucleotide messenger RNA. RefSeq lists its product as uncharacterized. Bases 327 to 914 code for a protein of 195 amino acids. The transcript is spliced from 4 exons. NCBI's taxonomy places the organism in Eukaryota, Metazoa, Arthropoda, Insecta, Hymenoptera, Eulophidae. The record is from RefSeq and is a predicted model, not a curated record.